CUUUUCGCUCUCUGCAGUUGCAUUGCAGAUAUUACCACCCGCGGCACGUAUCAGACAGGUGGAGCGGACCAUCGAAUCCUUCUACUGGCAUCUGGGGUCCGAAUUCCAGCACCACAAUCCUUCCAGCUACGGGGGGUAUAACAGAGGAGCCUAAUCUCCUGUUGAAGUUGAAUGGCUGAUAGGAACGAUGGAUUUCCGCUGCGUCUAGGGAGUGUAAGAACCCGCCCAUCCACCCAGACACCGCCUCCAAGCGCAAAACCAACCCACCGAGUCGAAGGGAGCGUCUCGAACACGGCCUCACAGCAGCCACCAUGCACCUCCCACAAACCCUCCUCCCAGCAUGCAUAGCAAGCCUCCUCCUGCUCGCCCACCCAACCCAAGCCGGCGCAGCCUUCAAAAACCUAGGCACUAACAAAGGCUGGGACGGCGCAAACGAAGAAAACAAGGGCACCGUGGAAGUCGACACCAAAAUCUUCUACAGCGAGCCAAGCUCUCUCAAAAUGACGCAAGUCUUCGACCCAGACUACGACGGGCGGUACCACUCAGAGGUAUACAAGGAAGACGUCUACAAGCUGGGCGACUCGGGCGCAUACGGCUUCCGCUUCCGACUAGACGAGUCGUGGGACUUCGCCGACGACCAGUCUUACAACCUGGCGCAGUUCAUCGCGGACUUCAAAGGCUCGGGCUGCGACGACUACGUGCCGACGACGAUGGUCGGGCUGAAGGGGAGCAGGCUUUACACGCGUCUUAAGAUGGGCAGUGCCUGUGAUUCGGACCUCAAGAGCUUUGAUGACUUACCUGAGGUGACUGCUGGCGAGUGGCACCAGGUUGUUCUGCUGGCGGACUGGCGCAAUGAUGAUACUGGGUCCUAUGUGGUGUGGUAUGAUGGGAAGAAGGUGGUGGAUGAGCGGAAUCUCGCUACGACUGUUGAUGAGAAGGAGGCGUUUCAGUUCCGGGUCGGCCUGUAUGCGAAUGGGUGGCAUGACGAUAAGGGGAUGAAGGGGUCGCAGGGUACGAGGACCGUUUGGUAUGAUGAUAUUGCUGUGGGUUCGACCAUUCAGGAUGUGAGUUCGAAUGGCUUGGAUGGCUCGAACGGCUCGAACAGUUCGGGUGGUUCAAAUGGCCGCAAGGGUACUUGUACUCCUCGUCGUAGGCAGCGGAGGUCCAACAAGGCGAAACGUUCCAAGAACCGUCGUUCUUCGGGAUAGUUAGAUUGAUGAGUUGGUUAUUUUGAGGAUGGGUUGACGCUGUCUGUGAUUAUGUUGGAAUGAUUGAAAUAUGACUGCAAUAUCAGUA
Aspergillus campestris IBT 28561 is the source of this 1296-nucleotide messenger RNA. RefSeq names its product polysaccharide lyase family 20 protein. The record is from RefSeq and is a predicted model, not a curated record. The transcript is spliced from 2 exons. Bases 312 to 1208 code for a protein of 298 amino acids. NCBI's taxonomy places the organism in Eukaryota, Fungi, Ascomycota, Eurotiomycetes, Eurotiales, Aspergillaceae.